Molecule: messenger RNA, 159 nt
Organism: Metschnikowia bicuspidata var. bicuspidata NRRL YB-4993
Lineage: Eukaryota; Fungi; Ascomycota; Pichiomycetes; Serinales; Metschnikowiaceae
Exons: 1
Coding region: 1-159 (52 amino acids)
Source: RefSeq, a predicted model, not a curated record
AUGGAAAGUCCGCCCAGUUAUCAGGAGCAGCUCCGCCAGCAAAAAAUCUUGGCGCUGAUGGCAAAUUUGGACUAUCUAUUGGUGAUUGCCAGCCGCGAGCAGAAGUCUGUCCAGCAGGUGCGGUACGAGUUCAUGCUCAAACUUCAAGAAGACGCAUAA